UCUUGUCGGCGGUACCACAUUAUCUCGGGCGACAACGUAACGUGUUUUCGAUUUCACGUGCCGAUUACAGUGGAUAGCCUUUUGCGAUUUCAGUGUACGCGAUUUCUCCGGUUUCCGUGGUAAUUCCUUUUGCAUUUCCAAAUUUUUGACCACUUUGGCAAUUUAUCCGUUCGUGUCAAGUCAUGCCGCCUAAAAAGUCGAAGAAAGCUAACAAGCACAAUCAAGAUUGGGCCGAUGACGACGAUGAUACGGCUGUGGAUAUAUUAGCUGCUGCCAAAGUAAAUGAUGAUACAACAGCUGAAGUACCGGUGCUACCUAAUCGUGGAAACAAGACUUCUAAAAAAAACAAGAAAAAGAAUAAAAAUCAAGAUUGGGGAGAUGAAUCUGAAGAUUUGGUAGAUAUUUUAGCCGCCUCAGAAGUAAAUGAUGAUGAAACUGCUAAUGAGCUACCACAACCCAACCGUGGAAAUAAAAUUUCUAAAAAAAACAAAAAGAAAAAUAAGAAUCAAGAUUGGGAUGAUGAAUCAGAAGACUUAGUUGAUUUAUUGGCUGAAACAAAUUUAAAUGAUGACGAUGUUGAAAAAAUCCCCCAAACAAAUCGUGGAAAUAAGAUCUCUAAAAAGAAUAAGAAAAAGAACAAGAAUCAACAACAAGAUUUUGAAGAAAACUCAGCAGUUGAUGAUGAUGAUGAUGAUGAUGAUGUUAACAAUAAAGUUUCGACAUCGCCGACCGAAGUAGUUGUUGAAAAUACACCGGCAAAAAUUUCGACAGGAAAAAUUUCGAAAAAAAAUAAAAGGAAAAAAAAAGAUUUCGAUUUAGAAGAAGACGAUGAUGACGCACUAGUUCAAGAAAAUAUCGUCAAAAUUGAUUACGACAAUAAAUCUUUGGAUAUCGUUGUAGAACAAUCUGUCGAUGUUAAUGAUGAUCUGACAGCAGUAGAAAAAAUUGAAGAGAAAGUCGAAAAAAUCGCCGGCGAUAUUGACGAUGACAGUGCUCCAACGGCUAUGCCAGCUAUAGAUCAAGACGUAGGUGAUGAAGGCGGUGGCGAUAUAGACGAGGAGUUGGAAGCCGCUAAACUUGCUGGGAAAAAAAAGAAAUCGAAAAAAAAUAAAAAAAAGAUAAAUUAUGAUGAGGAAAUCUUAAAAGAGGCGCCAAAAGCAGAUGUGAUGGUGGAAGGUGAUAAGUCUGCUAUAAACGUUGAAGCAAAAUGUGAUAUUGACGAGGAAAAGUCUGUUGAACAACAUGCUAACGUAGCUGAUGCAGAUAAUGCAUUGAUUAGCGCUGUUGGUGAAAACGAUGAUAAUAUGGACGAACUCGAGAAUGAAGCUGUACCGGAUGUAGUAAAAAUGCCCAAACAAAAAUCGAAAACCAAAGACGCAAAUAAAUCCGAUAAACUGUCCCAUAAAGAAAAAAAGAAAAUGAAAAAAGAGUUGGAGUAUCAGAAGCAAAUGGAUUUAAUGACCAAGAAAGGGGGUCAGGGCCACAGUGAGUUGGGAGCUAAUUUUUCGGUGUCACAGAUUCAAAAGACAGCGGGUCAAUUAGCGGCCAUGGAGCACGCAGUUGACAUUAAGAUUGACAGCUUUAGCAUUGCAGCUAAAGGUCAGGACUUGUUCGUUAAUGCCAGUCUGCUGAUUGCUCAAGGCCGGCGAUAUGGUCUUGUCGGACCAAAUGGUCAUGGAAAAACAACACUACUCAGACACAUUGCCGAGCGGCUCUUCGAUGUACCACCAGGUAUUGACAUUCUAUACUGCGAACAGGAGGUAGUAGCUGAUGAAACAACGGCGGUGAAGGCUGUACUUAGGGCUGACACGCGGUGUACAGAGUUGCUCGCUGAGUGCAAAAAACUUGAGGAGGCUCAAGAAAAAGGCAUGGGUGAAGACGUAACAGAACGAUUAAACGAAGUUUAUGAAGAACUCAAGGUACUUGGGGCAGACUCGGCUGAACCCCGGGCUCGGCGGAUACUUGCUGGUCUUGGUUUCUCCGCGGCCAUGCAGGACCGGGCUACCAAAGAUUUCUCUGGAGGUUGGCGAAUGCGUGUGUCUCUUGCUCGAGCACUAUUUCUGGAACCUACAUUGUUAUUACUUGACGAACCAACUAAUCAUUUAGAUCUGAAUGCUGUCAUCUGGCUGGACAAUUAUUUGCAGGGAUGGAAGAAAACCCUGUUAGUUGUAUCUCACGACCAGAGCUUUUUGGACAAUGUUUGUAAUGAAAUCAUACAUUUGGAUCAGAAACGAUUGUUUUACUACAAAGGUAAUUACAGUAUGUUCAAGAAAAUGCACUCUCAGAAAAAAAAGGAGAUUAUCAAGGAGUAUGAGAAACAGGAGAAACGGCUGAAAGAAAUGAAACAACAAGGCCAAUCCAAGAAGCAAGCUGAGAAAAAGCAAAAAGAAGUAUUGACCCGGAAACAGGAAAAGAACAAGGGCAAAUCGGGUAAAAAUGCUGGCAUGGAUGAUGAUGACAACGCAGAGCCCACACAGCUAUUGCAAAAGCCUCGAGACUAUAACGUCAAAUUUUCAUUCCCUGACCCUAGUCCGUUACAGCCGCCUAUACUGGGUCUGCACAAUGUGAGUUUUGCAUAUCCUUCUCAGAAGCCACUGUUUAAGGAUGUCGAUUUUGGCGUUGACCUCAAUUCCCGGGUAGCAAUUGUCGGACCCAACGGUGUGGGUAAGUCAACGUUCCUCAAGCUAUUAACCGGUGACUUGCAGCCUACCAUCGGUGAAAUGCGUAUGAACCAUCGGAUGAAACUUGGAAAGUUUGACCAGCAUUCUGGUGAACAUUUGACUGCCGAAGAGACACCCGCUGAAUAUCUGAUGCGGUUGUUCGAUCUGCCGUAUGAAAAAGCACGCAAGCAACUGGGUACUUUUGGGCUUGCUGGCCAUGCACAUACCAUACGCAUGAAAGACCUGUCUGGCGGACAAAAGGCCCGUGUUGCUCUGGCUGAACUUUGUUUGAAUGCUCCUGAUGUCAUUAUAUUGGAUGAACCUACAAACAACUUGGAUAUAGAAUCUAUUGACGCUCUAGCAGAAGCAAUAAAUGAUUACAAAGGAGGUGUCAUAAUUGUGUCUCACGACGAACGACUGAUCCGUGAUACAGAAUGUACACUAUGGGUUAUCGAAGACCAAACUAUUAAUGAAGUGGACGGUGACUUUGACGAUUACCGUAAGGAGCUGUUGGAGUGUCUUGGUGAGGUGAUCAACAGUCCGAGUAUUGCAGCCAACGCAGCCGUCGAACAAUAACAGCAAUCUGGUGUUGUCAAUUAUUAAUUAUGUUAAACAAUUUUGGUUGUGCGCAUGGAUGCAUCAGAUACUUAUAAUUAUAUUGUUGUUGUCUUGGAUGUA
This is a messenger RNA of Melanaphis sacchari, 3338 nucleotides long. RefSeq names its product ATP-binding cassette sub-family F member 1. The coding region runs from base 183 to 3236 and encodes 1017 amino acids. Lineage: Eukaryota; Metazoa; Arthropoda; Insecta; Hemiptera; Aphididae. Gene Ontology annotation, molecular function: ATP binding; ATP hydrolysis activity. The transcript is spliced from 18 exons. The record is from RefSeq and is a predicted model, not a curated record.